Molecule: messenger RNA, 1935 nt
Organism: Neohortaea acidophila
Lineage: Eukaryota; Fungi; Ascomycota; Dothideomycetes; Mycosphaerellales; Teratosphaeriaceae
Product: cyclin-like protein
Exons: 1
Coding region: 401-1765 (454 amino acids)
Biological process (GO): positive regulation of DNA-templated transcription, elongation; regulation of transcription by RNA polymerase II
Cellular component (GO): cyclin/CDK positive transcription elongation factor complex; nucleus
Molecular function (GO): cyclin-dependent protein serine/threonine kinase activator activity
Source: RefSeq, a predicted model, not a curated record
UCUCUUUCGCCUCGCCUGACCGUGACUGAAACUACGCCCAAUGAGUGCUACUGUACACGCGCGCGGAGCUGGUUCCGUUGGCACGUGGUUUCUUACAUGAAUCCGCCUCGUUCGGUGCCUUUCGUGGGAGGGAGGACAAUACAUACCAACAUCUCCCCCCGUCAUAUCCUCUGACACCCUCGACUUGCGCCAUCCCAUGCGUCCUCUCUUGCAAAUGCUCUCCAACCGCAGGCACGAGCAUCGGAUUCGGCAGAAACCCUGACUAAAAUUACUCCUGCGCCGCAUCGACCGAUCAGAUCUUCGAUCUCCAACACCACACCUCGCCAUCUCCCCCGGCCCAGAUCCCCAGUCACGACGUCCGCGAACGCCAGGCGCGGCCUAGCCACCCGCGGCGGCCACCAUGCCCCCGCCCUCCAACACAAAUCACCUCCCCUCCUCCCAUCCUGCCACUCGCCAACGCCCCAAAUCCCCCAACCGCGUGCUUGCUGAGGCUGAGGCGCAAUGGACCUUCACCGAGGCCGAGCUGGCCAAUACGCCCUCCAUUCAGGAUGGCAUGAGCCAGGCUGAAGAGCAGGACUUACGCGCCAAGGGCGUCAACUUCAUCGUGCAGGUGGGGAUCAUGUUGAAGCUCCCGCAGCUCACCCUCUCCACCGCCGCCAUCUUCUUCCAGCGCUUCCUGAUGCGCGCGAGUCUGAAAAAAGAACACAACGGCAUCCCCAAACUCCACCAGUACCAGGCGGCCGCCACGGCGCUCUUCCUCGCCACGAAAGUGGAGGAGAGCUGCCGCAAGAUGAAAGAGCUGAUCCUCGCCUUCUGCCGCGUGGCGCAAAAGAACCCCAACCUCAUCAUCGACGAGCAGAGCAAGGACUGGUGGCGCUGGCGCGACUGCAUCCUGCACAACGAGGACGUGCUGCUGGAGACGCUCUGCUUCGAUCUCACCGUCGAAAGCCCGCACCGCCAGCUCUUCGAGCUGCUCAAAUUCUACGGCCUCGAGCACAACAAGCGUCUGCGCAAUGCUGCCUGGAGUUUCGUGACGGAUAGUAAUAAUACCCAGCUCUGCCUCCUCUGCACCAGCCGCACCAUCGCCAUCGCCAGCCUUCACGCUGCUUGCAGGUACUGUGACGUUGCCAUCCCCGACGAUGCCAAGGGCCGACCAUGGUGGGAAGCGCAGCACGUACGGUUAAAGGACGUUCGCCGAGCAAUUGAAUUCAUGUGUGCCAGCUACGAUCCGUCGUCGAACAAAGUCAAUGGCGUUUCCACCGGCCCCGGCGCGAAUAGCUCGGAUGGCGAGAGGAGUAUCUACGUUGCGCUAUCCACUGACGGUGCGGGAGACGGAUACGACAGCACGAGGCUGAAAGAUGAAGGCCGCGGUGAAUCUCCGUUCAACCCGCCCGCCGUUUACAGCGAGCGGAGACAGAGCAAUGCCAGUUCUGUAGGGGUGAAGCGAGAGCGAGAGAGCGAGCAGCAAGCGCAUCCUCAUUCGAACGGCGUGGCCAAAGAUGUACAGGAGAGUAAGCGGCAGCGAUUAGACGAGGGUGAUCGAGAUCCAAGUGGCGCGCUGCAGGCGACUCCUCUGGAUCCCGCGGCUCCGCGCGGCGACCCCAAAUUGAGAGAAGAGGCGGAGAGGGUUCGAGAUGCGAAUUUGAAGGCCGAAGUGGAUGUUGCGAUAGCCGACGCUGCCGGAAAAGUCGAUAGAGGAGGCGCGCGAAAUGGGGAAGCAAAAGUCGAGGAGGUAGAUGUGGAAGAAGGGGAAGUGGAGGAGUAGCGAAUGUGCAUGGCGGGUGAAUUGAUUCGGGUUUUGCGUCGGCGUUCUGGUGAGCUUUGGGGAAGGGAACGAGUGAAAUGAUACCCCUGAAUGCUUUACGAUUUGGGCGCUGGGAGUGAGUGUUCCUUCAGUCACAUUGAUACCGCAAUGUCAUCCGUGUACCUUAUGAG